This is a messenger RNA of Salvia hispanica, 2089 nucleotides long. RefSeq names its product plant U-box 49 (gene PUB49). Gene Ontology annotation, molecular function: ubiquitin protein ligase activity; peptidyl-prolyl cis-trans isomerase activity. Lineage: Eukaryota; Viridiplantae; Streptophyta; Magnoliopsida; Lamiales; Lamiaceae. Gene Ontology annotation, biological process: protein peptidyl-prolyl isomerization; protein polyubiquitination. The record is from RefSeq and is a predicted model, not a curated record. Gene Ontology annotation, cellular component: catalytic step 2 spliceosome.
UUAGUUAUCGUUUCAAUCUUGUAGAAGAACUGCUUCGCUCUCCCUCCGACGAGGAAAACAAGUGCUGAACAAUUUAGGGCUACCAAAAUUGGACCACCAGCUAGAUCUCGCCGCCGCUCCGCCGUAUCUCCGGCCGCCGCCCCAGCUUUUAGCAGUCAUUCGAUUUUGAGACCGAUUCAACUCCAAAAAUGGGGAAAAAACAGCACAGUAAGGAUCGGAUGUUCAUCACGAAAACGGAGUGGGCCACAGAGUGGGGCGGCGCCAAGUCCAAAGAAUUAGCCCCGUUUAAACGGCUUCCUUUCUAUUGCUGCGCACUCACGUUUACGCAGUUUGAAGUCCCCGUUUGCACUUCAGAUGGCAACGUAUUUGACAUCAUGCACAUAAUGCCAUAUAUCAACAAGUACGGGAGACAUCCAGUAACUGGAGCGCCCUUGAAGAAGGAGGAUUUGAUCCCACUCAAUUUUCACAAGAAUCAAGAAGGAGAGUAUCAUUGCCCUGUCCUAAAUAAAGUCUUUACGGAGUUCACGCACAUAGUUGCUGUUAAAACCACUGGAAAUGUGUUCUGUUACGAGGCCAUUAAGGAGUUAAACAUCAAAACUAAGAACUGGAAGGAGCUUCUCACUGAUGAACCAUUCUCCAGAGAAGAUAUUAUAACUAUUCAAAAUCCUAAUGCACUGGAUACCAAGGCUCUUGUGGAUUUCGAUCAUGUCAAGAAGAACUUAAAAAUUGAUGAUGAAGAGUCAAAGAAAAUGGAAUCUGACCCGUCUUACAACAUAAAUGUUAUUGGGGAUAUAAAGCAAAUGCUUAAGGAACUUGGAACUGAAAAGGCAAAGGAGAUAGCACUACAUGGUGGAGGAGGAAGCAAGGCAAGGGAUGAAAGAGCUGCUGCUCUUGAAGCCAUUUUGGAAGCUAGAUCACGUAUCAAGGAUGACAAUGUAUCAAAGAAUGGGGACAAGCCCAAGCAGGGCUUCAGUAUUGUAGAUGCUGCAUCUGCAGCAGUCCAUGGGAGAAGCGCUGAUGCUGCAAGGUCUGAUGCUAGUAAUAAAACUGCUGCUCGCAUAGCGAUGCACAUGGCAGGGGAGAGGACUCCGGUGAAUGCAAAGCUGGUUAAAAGUCGUUUCACAUCUGGCGCUGCUUCACGAUCUUUCACUUCUACAUCUUAUGAUCCUGUGACUAAAAAUGAAUACGAAUAUGUUAAAGUUGAGAAAAAUCCAAAGAAGAAGGGUUAUGCACGGCUGCAAACAACACACGGUGAUUUGAACAUUGAGCUGCACUGUGACAUCACUCCAAGGACAUGUGAAAACUUCAUCACGCUUUGUGAGCGUGGUUAUUAUAAUGGAAUAGCUUUUCACAGAAGUAUAAGAAAUUUCAUGAUUCAAGGUGGUGAUCCUACUGGAACUGGGAGAGGAGGUGAGUCAAUUUGGGGAAAGCCCUUCAAAGACGAACUCAACUCCAAGUUGGUUCAUUCUGGACGAGGUGUUGUUAGCAUGGCAAAUUCCGGUCCUCAUACAAAUGGUUCACAAUUUUUCAUCUUGUACAAGUCUGCAAAGCAUUUGAACUUUAAGCACACCGUUUUUGGAAUGGUUGUUGGAGGUUUGACAACGCUUUCAGCAAUGGAGAAAGUACCUGUUGAUGAUGAUGAUCGACCCCUGGAAGAGAUCAAGAUUAUAAGUGCUGAUGUAUUUGUCAACCCAUACGCUGAAUCUGAUGAUGAGGAGGAAGGGAAGACAGUCGAAGAAGACAAUAACGUCAAGGAUGAAGAUAAUGAAAAGAUCGGCUCAUGGUACAGUAAUCCAGUUACUAGUUCAGAUACCCCUGCCGUUGGCAGUGGAGUCGGAAAGUACUUGAAAGCAAGGAUCACUCAGCCUGCAUCUUCUGCUGCUCCUCUAGAUGGUGAUUUGCCAUCGGGGUCCGUUGGGAAGAAGAGAAAGGUGGGAGGGUCACGCGGCGAACUUAAGGAUUUUUCUUCUUGGUGAGAUUUGUAUUUAUUUUACAAGAGACGUUAAAAAAUCUUGGCUAUGGUAGGCACCACAAUGUAUGUACGAUUUGAUAGUUGAGUUUUGAAUUUUGGGGCAACAAAAUGAGUAUA